AAUCAUUUAUAUUUCCCCUUCCCCCAACGACCGCUUCAUAGUUACACUUAAGCCCUCUCUUUAUAGACUUUUUUCUUUUUAAUUUCGUGUUUUUUUUUAAAAAAAAUUGUUUUGAACCAAACGGAAAAACCAGAAACCGAAGUUCAUCGGAUUCCGGUUUACUCCGCCCAACUUCUUGUUAACGGCCGCCAUUUUCCUUCAAAACGAUAACGUUUUCAACUGUUCAUCAUUUUGUAACCGCCUCCCGAAAUUCUUCUCACAAAAAGAAGAACAUGAAAAGUUCAACUGCAACCGCCGUGCUCCGUCGUCGCAUCAGCUUUUAUCAGCGCCGGAAUAUUGCAAUUGUUUUUAUUAGGAAAUAAAGGAAAGAACCGAGUUGCCUUAUGCAUCCUUUUUGUUGUGUUUCCACGGUAUCGGAACAUUCCCCGGUCAAACCAUUAGCCGAUCAAGUUAUCUCCAUGAGGCCCCCUACUGUAACGACCGUAACUACUACUACUUCCUCUUCGGCUCCCACCACCAGAUCCAACUCGGCCCGAUCCACGGCUCAAAUCCAGUGCCAGUCCAAUCAAAACCAUCAUCGUAGCAAUAGCGUUGAUUUGAAUCGGGUGGUUCAGAGGAAUGGAAUACCGUCGGGAAGAGAGGCUACGACCGCCACGGCUCCUCCGCCGCAAGUGGAUGUAAAGAUAAACGACAUAGUUGGAAACGGGAUAUCGGGCGUGCUUUACAAAUGGGUGAAUUACGGGAAAGGUUGGAGACCGAGGUGGUUCGUUUUGCAAGAUGGAGUUUUAUCGUAUUAUAAAAUCCACGGUCCUGAUAAGAUCGUCGUUAGCCAAGAGACGGAAAAAGGAUCCAAAGUUAUCGGCGAAGAGUCUCACCGUAUUAUCUCCCGCCAUCGUAAUUCCAUUUCUCAUAAUUCUGCAACCCGUCGAAAACCCUUCGGUGAAGUCCACUUGAAGGUUUCUUCGAUAAGGGAAAGCAGAUCAGAUGAUAAGAGAUUCUCGAUCUUCACCGGAACGAAGAGGCUUCAUCUAAGAGCCGAGACGCGGGAUGAUCGGGUUGCGUGGAUGGAGGCGCUUCAGGCGGUUAAGGAUAUGUUCCCUAGGAUGUCCAAUAGCGAGCUCAUGGCUCCGACGGACAAUGUGGUGGUUUCCACGGAGAAAUUAAGGAAACGGCUGAUGCUGGAAGGUAUAAGCGAAUCGGCUAUUCAAGAUAGCGAGCAGAUUAUGAAGAGCGAGUUCGCGGAAUUGCAGAAGCAGCUGGUGUUGCUUAAACAGAAACAGUGGCUUCUCAUCGAUACCUUGCGUCAGUUGGAGACAGAAAAGGUUGAUCUAGAGAAUACAGUGGUUGAUGAGAGCCAGAACAAGUUGAAUGAUCAGGGGGCCUCCUCUAUGAUAAGGCAAGACAAGUCUAGUGAAGGCAGUGUAACUGACACAGAUGAGGAUAAUGAAAGAGUUGAUGCUGCAGAAGAAGAAACUGAUGAAGAUGAACACAAUUUCUUUGAUACUCGUGACUUUUUGUCAUCAAGCUCUUUCAAGAGCAAUGGAUCUGAUUUCCGGACAUCAUCUUUCUCUUCAGAUGAUGGUCUUAAUGGUUUUGAUUCUGAAGAUGACAUUGAUCCUUACAUUAAAUCAGUUGGAAGUAACUUCCCUUACAUUAAACGUCGAAAAAAGUUGCCUGACCCAGUUGAAAGGGAGAAAGGUGUAAGUCUUUGGUCAAUGAUUAAGGAUAAUAUUGGGAAAGACCUCACAAAAGUUUGUCUUCCUGUUUACUUCAAUGAGCCUCUCUCUUCUCUUCAAAAGUGUUUUGAGGAUCUGGAAUAUUCCUAUCUGCUUGACCGUGCAUAUGAAUGGGGGAAAAGGGGGAAUAAUCUCAUGAGAAUUCUUAAUGUAGCUGCAUUUGCUGUGUCUGGAUAUUCUUCAACAGAAGGGAGAAUUUGCAAACCCUUCAAUCCAUUAUUAGGGGAAACAUAUGAAGCUGACUUCCCAGAUAAAGGCUUACGCUUCUUCUCAGAGAAGGUCAGUCAUCAUCCUAUGAUUGUAGCAUGCCACUGUCAGGGUACAGGAUGGAAAUUGUGGGGUGAUAGCAAUUUAAAGAGCAAGUUUUGGGGUCGCUCUAUUCAGCUGGAUCCAGUUGGUGUUUUGACCUUGGAGUUUGAAGAUGGAGAAGUGUUCCAAUGGAGUAAGGUGACAACAUCAAUAUAUAAUCUCAUAUUAGGAAAGUUGUACUGUGAUCACUAUGGCACCAUGCGAAUAGAGGGGAACCGUGAAUAUUCAUGUAAGCUGAAAUUCAAGGAGCAAUCUAUCAUAGAUAGAAAUCCUCACCAGGUACAUGGUAUAGUUCAAGAUAGGAAUGGAAGGACAACGGCUUCAUUAUUGGGGAAAUGGGAUGAGAGCAUGCAUUAUGUGAAUGGAGAUUAUUCUGCAAAGGGAAAAGGUCAAGAGUCUUUAUCAGAAAGUCAUCUCCUUUGGCGGCGGAGCAAGCCUCCUAAAUAUCCCACCAGAUAUAACUUAACACGCUUUGCCAUCACAUUGAAUGAACUCACUCCUGGUCUAAAGGAGAAGUUGCCUCCUACAGAUUCAAGGCUGAGACCUGAUCAGAGAUAUCUGGAAAACGGGGAGUAUGAAAUGGCAAAUUCAGAGAAGUUGCGGUUGGAGCAGCGGCAACGACAGGCUCGGAAGAUGCAAGAGAGCGGUUGGAAGCCAAGGUGGUUUGCCAAGGAUAAAAACAGUGGGACAUACCAUUAUAUUGGUGGAUAUUGGGAGGCUAGAGAGAAAAGGAAGUGGGAUUCAUGUCCUGAUAUUUUUGGCCAAAUCCCUUGUGAUCAGAUCCUUGAAGAUGGGGCACCAACACAUCCGCUGGGCCAAGAAGGUUGGAAUGCUCCAUGACAAGUGACAACAACAAUGUAAGUAAGAAAAAAAAAGGAAGAAGAAAGGGUUUAGAAAAUAAUAGAAGAAUGAACGAAUACAUUAUUAUUUUCCCCAUCCACUUGUUUCUCAAUUCACAUUUGAUGAUUUGAGUUUGAGCCUUACUGGAAUUGGGUUACGGUUGUGGGAUUUUCGUUGUAACAAAUGAUUAGAAGACUUGACAGAAAUUUUAUGGAUAAAGAAUACAAGAAAUAUUUUCCUAAA
Gossypium raimondii (Peruvian cotton) is the source of this 3128-nucleotide messenger RNA. Its product is annotated as oxysterol-binding protein-related protein 1C. NCBI's taxonomy places the organism in Eukaryota, Viridiplantae, Streptophyta, Magnoliopsida, Malvales, Malvaceae. The transcript is spliced from 11 exons. Gene Ontology annotation, cellular component: membrane; cytosol; intracellular membrane-bounded organelle. Gene Ontology annotation, molecular function: sterol binding. Bases 384 to 2885 code for a protein of 833 amino acids. The record is from RefSeq and is a predicted model, not a curated record.